AGUUCACAAAUGUGUCAUGCUAUGACGUUGGUUAAAGCCAGAACCCUCUUCGCUUCCUUCUAUUUAUUCCCCACACUUGCUCCUCUGCUUUUCCUCACAACUCACCACCUCUUUAUCUCCUCUGUAUUCAUUCAGGAGUUAUAUUAUACUUCAUAACACUAAGAUUCAUCCUCUUAAUUUCUACAGAAAAGAAAAAGAUGGCGCUUUUGGGGCUUCUGAUCUUGCUGGGAUUUCUCUCUCUGGGUUCAUCUGUCCAUGCGGUUGGUAAUAAUGGUGGUUGGGUGAAUGCCCAUGCAACCUUCUAUGGAGGAGGCGACGCGGCUGGCACAAUGGGUGGAGCUUGUGGAUAUGGGAAUUUAUAUAGUCAGGGGUAUGGGACUAACACUGCUGCUCUGAGCACUGCCUUGUUUAACAAUGGUUUAAGCUGUGGGGCAUGUUUUGAAAUUAAGUGUGUGAAUGACCAAAAGUGGUGCCUUCCAAAAUCAAUUGUGGUCACUGCAACCAAUUUUUGCCCUCCAAACAAUGCCCUCCCUAACAAUGCAGGUGGGUGGUGCAACCCUCCCCUUCAACAUUUUGAUCUCGCUCAGCCUGUUUUCCAACAAAUUGCUCAAUACAAAGCUGGAAUAGUACCCGUUGCUUACCGAAGGGUCCCUUGCCAAAAGAGAGGAGGCAUCAGAUUCACAAUCAAUGGCCAUUCUUACUUCAACCUAGUACUAAUCACCAACGUUGGUGGUGCUGGAGAUGUUCAAUCAGUUUCCAUAAAAGGUUCAAGAACUAAUUGGCAACCAAUGUCCAGAAACUGGGGUCAGAACUGGCAAAGCAACUCUUAUCUCAAUGGUCAGAGCCUAUCCUUCAAGGUCACCACUAGCGACGGUCGCACCGUCGUCACUGAAAACGCUGUGCCUGCUGGCUGGUCCUUUGGCCAAACCUUCUCAGGCCAUCAAUUCCCUUGAGAGACACAAAAAAAAGGGAGUCUGGUGUAUCAAAGCUCCUACUAUACACGCAGCAACAAUUUUUUAUCAUUGCGCCAAGGCUCCCUUAUCCGAGAAACACAGAACGACAUAAAUUAAUUAAUUAAACCAUUUAAAUUUAGUUAUUGAGCGUUGGGAGCUAAAACUAGUUUAUUUGUCUUAAAUUAGUAGUGUAAUAAUACAAGUGGGGUAUAUAAUAGAGAAGUUACAUGAGUUAGGAGUGAGUGAUUUUGGUGAGUUUUGGGAGCAAAUGAAAAGGGCUUAUUUUAAGAUGGUCCUGGUCAUUAUUGCUUCUUGAUGAGGAACUAUGUUCUGCUUUCAGUUUGAAGAAGGCAGAGACAGUUUAGAUGGCAGUGGUGGAUGUUUACUAUACGCUUUACCACCCGCCAAUAUAGUGUAUUCUAUGAUUUGUGUUAUGUAUAAUCCCCAUGUUGAAAAUAAAAUGCAUGAUAUUUGCUAGCAUAUAGCCAAAGAGUAUAAUAAAGAAGAGAUAAAGCAGUUUUUUUGCUCCUUAGCAUUUGUUUUGAACUUUAUGUAGCCUAGUUUAAGAGUGAAUGUAUGUAUGAUAUGGCAUAUACAAAUGAAUAAACUUAAUACCCAAUUACCCAUGAGUUCAAAG
Lotus japonicus is the source of this 1590-nucleotide messenger RNA. RefSeq names its product expansin-A10-like. Gene Ontology annotation, cellular component: extracellular region. The transcript has 3 exons. Gene Ontology annotation, biological process: plant-type cell wall organization. NCBI's taxonomy places the organism in Eukaryota, Viridiplantae, Streptophyta, Magnoliopsida, Fabales, Fabaceae. Bases 198 to 953 code for a protein of 251 amino acids. The record is from RefSeq and is a predicted model, not a curated record.